Molecule: messenger RNA, 1497 nt
Organism: Penicillium griseofulvum
Lineage: Eukaryota; Fungi; Ascomycota; Eurotiomycetes; Eurotiales; Aspergillaceae
Product: bestrophin family protein
Exons: 7
Coding region: 1-1497 (498 amino acids)
Molecular function (GO): chloride channel activity
Source: RefSeq, a predicted model, not a curated record
AUGACAGAAGGCCACAGUGCCCCUCCAGCUGAUGCUCCGGCAGCAGCAGCAGCAGCGGACAAUGGUGCUGCACCAGUUCCCGCCGAUUCGCGCUCUCACGCCAACCAUAAUCAUCAUCACGCCAACCAUCAUCAUGAGAAGGAGCAGGACUCCAUUGGACGUGUGACUCCUCGGCCGACAUUCUUAGAACAUCUCGCUACCUCGAGAGACUCGCAGUUUCAACUUGAUCGACGGGAUUCGAGUGAACUAGAUCGAUACUUUCAUGGCCCCCGAAACAUGGAAAAGCACUCCAAAUGGCCCAUCAUGAUGCGUAUGCACGGUAGUGUCAUGCCGAAAAUGAUCAUGCCAAUUUUGGCUGUCGCUACUUGGUCGACUGCUGUUACUGUCUUUUCGUGGAAGGUCCAUAACCUUGGUAUCAACAACAUCCUGCUCACCGUGCUGGGUUUCGUGGUGGGUUUGGCUUUGUCAUUCCGCAGCUCAACUGCAUAUGAAAGAUGGGCAGACGGGCGCAAAUACUGGGCCCAGCUCAUUCAGACAUCUCGCAACCUCUCGCGUACAAUUUGGAUUAAUACCAACGAGAGAGAAGGCGAAGAGGGAAAAGAAGAUAUCUUGAGAAAACUCUCUGCGUUGAACCUCAUUCUCGCCUUCGCCGUCGCCCUCAAGCACAAGCUCCGCUUCGAACCCGAUAUCGCCUACGAAGAUCUGGCUGGCUUGGCUGGACACCUCGACACUUUUGCCCGAGAUGCCCACGACCGCGCCGUUGUCAACCCUCCUCCUAAAUCAAUUUGGAAGGCUACCGGAGAGUACCUCGGCGUCUCCUUCGCCGAGUCAAACCCUCGGAAGUACGUCAAGCGGUCCAAGAAGCCUCUUGGACAUUUGCCCCUGGAGAUCCUUAACCAUCUGUCCGCAUAUAUCGACUCAAUUGUAGCCAACGGUACUCUGGUUUCAACUCUGCACCAAGGACAAGCUAUCACCAUGUUGUCCACCUUGAAUGAGGUUUUGACCGGCACAGAACGUGUCCUGGACACCCCCCUGCCUACCGCAUACAGCAUUGCCAUUGCCCAGAUUUCAUGGAUCUACAUCCUGGUACUUCCAUUCCAGCUCUACAACGUCUUGGACUGGAUCACCAUCCCAGCAUCAAUUGUGGCUGCCUACAUCAUCCUCGGCUUGGCUACAAUCGGUAGUGAAAUUGAGAACCCAUUCGGUCACGACGUUAACGAUCUCCCGCUGGAUACCUACUGCCGACAAAUCGCCGUGGAAAUGGAUAUCAUGACUGCCGUCCCCCGACCAAAGGUUGAGGACUUCAUGGCGCGCGCUGAAAACCUCGUUCUAUUCCCUCUUAGCCAGUUGGGUUACCCUGAAUGGAAAGAUCGGACCGUCGAGGAUAUUCGUGGUGCUCUUAGAACCAAGGUGGUUGUCAGUCCCUCGGCUUCGGAGUCAGAUACAUCUACAAUUGUGGAAAAUAUCCGCCCCAAGACCACCGAAUCAUCGGUCUAA